GACUGCUAACUUCAGCCUGUGGGCCGGGGUGUCGAUUGCCGUGGAACUCCAACUUGUGGAAGGGACGGUAUACGUUCAGCUCACCAAGUAAUAUCGCUUCGAGAUGAAGAAAAAAGUGCGCAAAGCUCUUACGUCUGCCACGCAGGAUAGUCAUUGUGCAAACUUUACUAGGUACUAUUAAUGGGAGCGUCUGGUAGUGGAAAGACCUCCAUGAGGUCCAUGAUAUUCUCCAAUAACCCAGCAUCCCUCACCUCCCGUCUUGGUGCAACAAAUGACGUCGAGCAGAAUCACGUCCGCUUCCUAGGCGAUCUCAUCCUUAACCUUUGGGACUGUGGUGGACAAGAUGCAUUCAUGGAUUCAUACUUGAGUACGCAGCGCUCAAUCAUCUUUUCGCACGUCGGGGUCAUGAUUUAUGUCUUUGACGUCGAGUCUCGCGAAAUGGAGAAGGAUCUGGAGUACUAUCAGGACUGCCUGCAUGGAUUAUCGCAGUUCAGCAAGGAUGCGAACGUGUUUCUCUUGGUGCACAAAAUAGACUUGGUGAGGGAUACCGAGCGGAAUGCCGUCGUGCAACGCAAGGUGGCAGAACUUGUGAAAGCCAGUGGCGAGACAUCGGUAAAGGUGUUUGGGACGAGCAUCUAUGAUGAGAGUCUUUACAAGGCAUGGUCAAAUAUUGUGAACACGUUAAUUCCGAACGCUCGUAACCUCUCAAAACACCUCCGUAUCUUCGCUGAAGCUUGCAGUGCCACUGAGGUGAUACUAUUUGAACGCACCACCUUCCUCGUCAUUGCAACGUCUUCGCGAAACGACUCCUCCGAUGCUUUCCCCUCCGGCCCUGUUGUUUAUCAUGCACUGGAUCCAAAGCGAUAUGAAAGGACUUCAGAACUCAUCAAAGCCUUCAAACAGUCAUGCUCACGGCUCAGGGAGGAAUUUCGCUCUCUUGAAAUGGAACUGGCAGAAUUCACUGCUGUGCUUGAUGAAAUGACCAAAAAUACUUACGUGUUAGUUGUAGUCCAUGACCCAGUUAUCGAGACGGCGGCCAUUAAGAUGAAUAUCUGCAUGGCGCGCAAGAAGUUUGAAGAACUUCAGGGAGACAGCCUUAUCUUAGAAAAGUAAACGUUCACAUUUGCGGAUUAUUAUGAAUCCAUGUAUGAUGUUUCCCUUUCACAUACAGUGUCACAUGCCUAAAGGAAUAAGGUAGUAUAUAAAGAAAUGGGUGGCGCAGAAAUUAGUUUGUUGCUAGCUACUUUGACCUCCCGCCCGCCAUCAAAGGAACUUGAAAGGGUGCAUGAGGGAUAGACGCCGGGAAAUAUCGGGUACCAAUAAUUACAAUCAUAAAUGAUAUCUCAGGCCACCCAAACUAAAAUGCGUUCAGAAUGUGAUUAAAGGGUUCAAGGGGCAACUCACAUGCGAUGGCGAUAACCAAGUAGAGGGUAAGGAGCAUGAGACCUUCCAUAUAAUUCGAUCUCCCGUCC
Suillus bovinus is the source of this 1472-nucleotide messenger RNA. RefSeq names its product Gtr1/RagA G protein conserved region-domain-containing protein. Gene Ontology annotation, molecular function: GTPase activity; GTP binding. Gene Ontology annotation, cellular component: Gtr1-Gtr2 GTPase complex; fungal-type vacuole membrane; nucleus. Gene Ontology annotation, biological process: cellular response to starvation; regulation of autophagy; cellular response to amino acid stimulus. The record is from RefSeq and is a predicted model, not a curated record. Bases 181 to 1113 code for a protein of 310 amino acids. The transcript is spliced from 4 exons. Lineage: Eukaryota; Fungi; Basidiomycota; Agaricomycetes; Boletales; Suillaceae.